Molecule: messenger RNA, 306 nt
Organism: Caenorhabditis bovis
Lineage: Eukaryota; Metazoa; Nematoda; Chromadorea; Rhabditida; Rhabditidae
Source: the annotation of a GenBank genome assembly
AUGCUUCCUGAUCUUUCGCCACAUCUGCACACAAAGGAAUGCAACCUUCUAAUUGAGUUCUUGCAAAGAUGUCAUGCCGAGAAAACCAUUGGAAAAAUGUUUGGCCAGUGUGCAUAUUGGGAUGAAGCUGUUUGGCAAUGCACUAAAAAGGAAAGAAUUUGGAGAAGAGAUAAUAAUCCGCCAUACAAAAGAAGAAUUGUUGAGCUUCGUAACUUGCCUGAAUCGUAUUGGACUCCAGCAUUGCACAAAUUGAAAGAAGAAGGGUUUCUUAGGCCGGACGCGGAUAGAAACGGAUGCAAAAUUUAA